AUGACCGGGUACAAAAUUGCAAAAGUAAUUUACGAAAAUUUUAUAUAUGAACUCCGUUAUUAUCAUAACGCCCUUGUAUCUGAUUGCAUGAGCCGUAUGCUAAACCAGAGUAUAUCGCCCCUAAAAAGGCUCUCUGUAUUUCCAUCACUACUGUUAGACUUUCGAGAAUGGAAACUUGUUUGA
Aspergillus niger is the source of this 183-nucleotide messenger RNA. RefSeq lists its product as hypothetical. Lineage: Eukaryota; Fungi; Ascomycota; Eurotiomycetes; Eurotiales; Aspergillaceae. Bases 1 to 183 code for a protein of 60 amino acids. The record is from RefSeq and is a predicted model, not a curated record. The transcript has a single exon.